CUACUCUGAUAUUUAGUCAGAAUUUUGCUUCGGGAUGUUGCACACGUUACGUUCAUUGCCCUUUAAGCUCAAAAAAGGGCCGUUGAAUAAUAAUAGCAUCUUCUCCCCUAGCCGCGCAGGAAUUUUUUUUUUUCUUCCUCAGGAAUGGGCUAAGAUCAUCGUUUAUUCAAUCGGCUCUUACUCCCUUCCAUUCCUCGAGCAUCCUCAAAGCGCAAGUCGGCCUUAAAAGUCGUUCCUACGUAUCCCCUUUCCCCGGGUAACGAGGACCAUGGCCCCAGGAGUAGUAUAUACGGUGGUUGGCAAACCAAGUCCCCGAGAGCUCGAAGACUUGUGUGAUGAGAUCGAUGCGGUCAACGCCUAUCAAGCUAAAGAGCGUGACAUUUACCAGCUUCCUCAAUUCGAUCAGGACAAGGAUAAAUCCCAAUUCAGACGAUACAAUGAAGCCCGUGACCGAGUUAAGGAGUUCUACCUCGAGCAGCAUACGAAGCAAACCGUCGCGUUCAACCUCAAAGCCAGGAAUGAGUUUCGGUCAAAGGUUCGAGCCAGACUCACUGUCUGGGAAGCGAUAGAGAAGCUCAACAGCCUCAUUGACGACUCGGACCCAGACACAGAGCUCUCCCAGAUCCAGCACUUGCUCCAGUCUGCGGAAGCAAUUCGACGUGAUGGGAAACCACGAUGGAUGCAGCUCAUAGGCCUUAUCCAUGAUCUCGGAAAGCUACUUUACUUCUUCGGCGCUGAAGGCCAAUGGGAUGUGGUUGGAGAUACGUUUCCGGUGGGAUGUGCCUUUGAUGAUCGGAUCAUCUAUGGAUCUGAGUCGUUCGAGAAGAAUGAGGACUAUGGACAUGAGAUAUACGGCACCAAAUUCGGCAUAUACUACCCGGGUAUUGGGCUGGACAAUGUGAUGCUUUCGUGGGGUCAUGACGAGUAUCUUUAUCAUGUGGUGAAGGAUCAAUCCACCCUUCCACCCGAGGCGCUGGCGAUGAUCCGCUAUCAUUCCUUUUAUCCGUGGCACGCGGCUGGUGCAUACACGGAGUUGAUGAACGAACAUGACAAGGAUAUGCUAGCAGCUGUUCGAGCGUUCAACCCUUAUGAUUUGUACAGCAAGAGCGACGAUAUCCUAAAUGUCGAAGAACUCAAGCCUUAUUACCUCGAGCUUAUCGAUGAAUACUUCCCUCAGAAAGUUCUCGAUUGGUAACACGCAACACUGGGGUUAUUCUCUUUUGUUCCAACUUUAAUGCCCCUUUUUAGGCGGGCCGCACUCCGUUUUCAAUAUUUUGCUCUGUUGCUGCCACUUCUGCAUUGUGUACGAAUAUUGUGGUGUACAGACACGAAGAAUAUGCAGGCCUUGGGGAGCACAGCCGAAUCGUGGCAUUCGUCGGUUUUCAGAUACUGUGUCACAUAUCCUGCGACCGGUCUUAACACGGCGACGGGCGUAUUGGUGCCCAUUCUCUAGAGAACGGCGGAAGCGCAGCCCUUUUGGCUGAGUCAGUUGACCACUAGUCACUUUUCCGCCCAUCUCGCAGAGA
Coccidioides immitis RS is the source of this 1526-nucleotide messenger RNA. Its product is annotated as inositol oxygenase. The coding region runs from base 269 to 1195 and encodes 308 amino acids. NCBI's taxonomy places the organism in Eukaryota, Fungi, Ascomycota, Eurotiomycetes, Onygenales, Onygenaceae. The transcript has 4 exons. Gene Ontology annotation, biological process: inositol catabolic process. Gene Ontology annotation, cellular component: cytoplasm. The record is from RefSeq and is a predicted model, not a curated record. Gene Ontology annotation, molecular function: inositol oxygenase activity; iron ion binding.